This is a messenger RNA of Bathycoccus prasinos, 4821 nucleotides long. RefSeq lists its product with no specific name. NCBI's taxonomy places the organism in Eukaryota, Viridiplantae, Chlorophyta, Mamiellophyceae, Mamiellales, Bathycoccaceae. Bases 1 to 4821 code for a protein of 1606 amino acids. Gene Ontology annotation, cellular component: nucleus. The transcript has a single exon. The record is from RefSeq and is a predicted model, not a curated record. Gene Ontology annotation, molecular function: DNA binding.
AUGGCGACGACGACAAAUACGAACGUCGAAAGCAUCUUCAAUAACGAUGACAAUACUAACAACACAAAAGAAGAAGAAGAAGAAGAAGAAGAAGAACGAGAGAGAAUACUACCGCUGAACGAGAAUGAGAAAGAUGCUGCUUGGGCGCUCGAAGAAUUCAAAUGGGACUCGGACAAAGCCAUUGGGGAAAAAAUAACAACACUCACAACUCUAAAGACUGGGAAAAAACGAGUCGGAGGAAGAGGAGGAGGUUUGAAGAGGAAACAAACGAUGGGGACGGAAGAUGGCUCCAACGACGACGACGACGAUGAAGAAGAAGAAGAAGAAGAAGAAGCGGACGUGAAUGACUUGCGCAACUCGCCUCGCUUUCGACCGAUGGUGAGAACGAGUGAAGAGAAAGAGGGAGACAAGAAUAAGUAUCUCGAAAAACGACGAAAAGAAGAAAAGAACUUUACGACCGAUUCGGCGGAUGGUACCGCAGACGACGGCGCGAGAACGAGCAUCGCCGCAGCAGCACUCGCAACGACCGGUUUUGUCCCGGUCAAAUUAAGAAGCGAGGCAGCGAAUGGGACAAAGUAUAGAGUCAUCAAGCACAAAGUUUUUUGCAAAGUGAAUGGGUGCGAUGAGGAGUGCUUGUCUUUGUAUUCAAUUCGCGUCAAGGUGUGCGUGUUUCAUUUGAAAGCGGAUGAAGUGAUGUUUAACAACGAAUUGUGUCGAUUUUGUCAAAAGUGCACGAAAUUUCACAACGUGGGUAAUUUCGAGGAAGGUCGGAGAGCGUGUUUACGUUCCUUGAAUAGAUUGGCGUUCAAGCGAGUACCGGCGAGUGCGCAAGAGAGCGCAUUAAAUACUUUGGCCUUGUACGAUCGAAUGAUUAUGUCGCAAGCGGGAACUGGUGAAGCAGCGCCAAAUGGAGGGGCAAACUCCGAUUCGGCAACGAAUACUGAUAAUAAUAAACGCGAAGUUUCUUCGGUACUUCCCUCGAAUGAGUUGACUCGUCAACGGCGAAUCCGCGAUGCACUCACGUUGCUCGGUGCAAGUUGGCAUCAAGGCACAAGGAAGAAAGAAAGGAAAGAAAGAAUGACAAUCAAAGAAAGAAAUGAAGAAGUUCAGCAACAAUCACAAGGAACCCAAAUAGAUCAAAAAACCCUCAGCGUGUCACAGCUCAGAGUUAUACGCUUACAGUGCGCGCAAAUGUUGCUGGACCAUCUGCCCGAAAAUUUUGAUCCUUCGACAAAUGCGGAGGAAAGACGAAGAAGGGAGAUAAUCAACGCGUCGUAUACGCGAAGUGAAGGUUACGAUCGAUUAAUGCAUCUCGACAACGAGGCUUUUAUCACGCUCGCUGCAGAAAUUAAGAUUCAUAACAAACAACCUCACGAUUUGAGCGCUUCCAUCGGCGAAGGCGUCAAAAAUUAUUUCGCAGAGAAAUCUGGGCAUCCGCCGGCGAGAUUAGAAUUCACCGCGGAACCAGGAUGCACGAAGUUGAACGUGGAUGCACUGAUCCCACCAAUGACGUCACGUCAUUCGUUUUUGAGAAAUCGACGAGGAACGUCAGACAAAGAAGUUGCAAAAGAAUUGGCCAGUUACGCCAUCGAUACGGACGAUGGAGGUUUGGACGAUGUGGAUAUAGAUGUAAUCAUUGGUGCGGUGCGAACGCGACGAAGAAAUGGCGAAUGGGAAUUGAGCACUAAAAUUCGUAAAAAGCACGACUGUCGUUCGGCCAAACACGUGAUGUGUACAAAUCCGGACAUUUUAAAUUCGUGCGAGAAUGAAAAUACUUUGAUUGUCACCGGCGUUCCUCCAGACGUCGUAGCUGUCGUGCGUAUCAACGGACAAGUGGAAAGAGGAAGUGUAAUCGCUCGUUUCGGUGGUAAUUCUCCAGUAACGGAAGCAUCGACGAGAAAAACAACGACGCGCUUGAAUCAGAGUAGUAGCGAAAGUAAUCAGCAACAGGAGCGGCCGGAUGUAUUGCAAAACUCACAGUCAAAUUACGUGUACGUAUCGGUACCUCUCGAUUACGCGGAAGGUCUGAUGACAAUCAAUCUGAUUUGGCCAGAAGGACACGAAUUCGCAGGUUCUGCACUAUGUGAUCCAAUCAUUAUCCUCUUGACGCCUGAUGUUGAUCUCGCGCAAGAACUGAAAGAAGCGAUGGAUGAAGUGCAUGCGCUGUCCUCCGAAUUUUGCUACACUUUUAAGCGAUACGUCGGCGCGUGUCUAGUCAAGGAUGGUGACGUGCGAUCGUUCACGAACCCAAAUUUUUGCUUAGUACAAAAGGAUAUAACUUUGUGGGCUUUGAGAAACGGAUUCCCUAAGCUUUCUAAGCGAUUGCUAAAACCACAAGUUCAGAUGUUGGAAAAUGCACGGUCUUUGGCAGCUGCGGACGGAGUGUAUAAAACAUAUGUGUACGCGGCGACGUUGUCUGAUUCAGUGGAAAUCGUUCGCGAAGUCAUCGCCUUGGGCGGAGAAAAGAACUUGUUCGGUACGGUUUCAACCGUCGGCAACAAAGAGACGAGAGAUACGGCUUUGCAUAUUGCCGCGAUGAAUGGGAACACGAACAUGGUGCUUGAUUUUUUGUCCAUAGUAUCCUCCAUAGAAUCUUGGUUCACGUCGCGAAACUCGAGCGGAUUCUCGCCGAGAGACUGCGCAGUUUUGGCGCAAAGCUCGAAUCUUUCGAAAGCCAUCGCAAAAGUUUUGGACGAUCCGCUCUUGAUUGCCUCGAAUGCAGUAUGCCUCGCAGUGAAGGAAUUCGUGUCCAAAGUAAAGAGCGGGGCGUAUACCGCUCCCGAUCAUGCACCUGCAAUCGACCACGUUGAGGAGCUGGAAAACCAGAGCCAAGCGAUAUUCGCUCGCGCUUCAGAUUUGGUUUUCGAAAGCCUGACUGAAAUCAGCACAACUGUUUCACAAAAUGAGCUCGAAGAAGCUCGAAAAGUUGCCACAGUCCGAUUGCUUGAAAUAACAAACAUGCUACUGCAGCACAAAGCGUGCUUCUUGAAGCUUUUCUCGUUAGCUAUUGAGAGAGACUGCAAAUUGCUCGAAAGUUAUAACGGCGCAGACAGCAUGGACAAAUCUUUCGACUCGCCAAUCCAGUCUGGCGCGGAUUCGUUUUUCGUGGAGCUGUUGUCAAGUUAUGAUAGUGGCCAGGGACGAGGCUACGUCCCUCAAUCGAUCCGCAAAAUUUUCGGUAAGUUGAGUAAUGCACUCGCUUCUUUGAAGUACAAAUCGAUGCUUGCUUUUGAAGAUCCGUUGAUUGAAAAAGCAUACGUUCUUGAAAAUUCCUUCUAUCGAAAACGCGUCGAUCUCGUCGCGUUUUUGCUUAUAUUUUCGGUCAUUUGCGCUCGAAGGAUCAAAUUUUCGGACGGGACGUUUUCGGAUUUCGUGUUCACUUUCUUCCGCAUGGGCGAAUCGUCGAGUUUGUGCUUUUACAUCUCGAGGAUGAUCGGCGUGCUGACGUUUCCAGGAGCCAUUUUUGCGCUCCUCGUGUAUCCGAAAUUUUACACGCGACACCGAGAAAGCAUCACCAUGCUGGUUCGAUAUAUGAGUCCAUUAAUGUGGUCGCUUCGUUCUGCAAACGAAACAGCUCCGGUGUCAAUUGCCAGGGUAAUGUUCAUGCGUUCGUCAGCUUGCGUGUAUGGAUGUCGAUUUGAAAGACACGCGUUUGUGACAAUGAUGAACUACUUCUUUCCAUUCGCUCGAAUGCUUAAAAUAUUUGAGGGCCAAGCCGCAGAUUUGACAUUCUCGACCGUGGUUGAAGAUUUGGACAGAAACGGGUGCAACAGAAUUUUGUCUAUGGGAUCGAUAGGCUUGAAUUUGGUCGUCUCAUUCUUGGUCGAAGCACGAUUUCGGCGUAAGUUUGCGGCGAAAUACGGCGUCAAUUGGAUGAAGAUAAGUUGGAUGACGUCGCCCCCGCUUCCGCCCGGGGAAGAUGAAAAGUUCAUCAAAGAUAUUCGCGAAGAAGUAGGAGCUUUCGAUAGCGACGAAGAAGAUGAUGUCAGUCAUAAAAGUCUCAACCGUCGCAACCGGUUUUUCAAGUUCAUUUCUGAGCAAAGAAAAUCCUUGCAUGCCAAGGCUUACUUUGCGUUUCCGAAUCCGAGAGACGAGGGUGCGUGCGUCCUUGAAAACUCAAAUUUUCGAAGACCUUACGAUAUCGCCAUCUUUGGCUAUCUAUAUCUCAUAUGGGGAUCUGAACUUUAUCGUAAGUAUUUGAAAUGGGGUCAUUCAUUCGAUUGGUAUGCGUUAUCUAUGUUCACAAAAUGUGACGUGACCGAAGAUACCAUGAGAAUAACAGGUUAUGAGAGGCGCGUCAGCGCUCUUUUUCUUUUAAAAGUGUUCUCCUCAUCAGUGCUCGUGGGAACGUCACUAAUCGCCAUCUUUCUUCCUCGCGUCUAUUGUCACAGUCGCGAGUCCUUCAUCGCUGUUCUUAAAUUAUCAGCCAGCGUGGCACCAGCCCUGAAAGUGGCAGAAUCACCAGAGUUUGUCGUGGUCAUCAUGUUUCGAUUAUGCGCGGUGCUCUUGUCGGUUCGUUUUGAACGAGAGGUUAUGAUUGUAUUGACGAACGCUUUCAUCAUACCUCGAGCAUUAGAAUGGUACGUUGGAACAGAGGAAUAUGGUAUUAUCGACGUCAGUGGUGAUUCUUCAGUCGUGACGUGUAAGGGAAACAGUGGUUCGUUAAAUCUGGGCAUCUUCAGCGGCAACUGGUAUAAGUGGUCUUCCUUUUUUAAGUUCGUCUUUGUCGUUCUGAUGUAUUUACAAAUCAGUAUCGUCUUGACCCUCGAAAAGCAACGUCGAGAGGCCUUUGCGAGGAAGAGAAGAAUCAAGCAGCAUUAG